GUAUUGCUCCGCGUUUGGGAUGUGCACGAAGCUCAUUGCUACACUAAUAUUUCGCAAGAAUCGGUGGAAGCUCAGACGGCCGUCAACACAUGUCGAUGUUUUUCUAUAGUUACAGUUGCAUCGGUAGCGGAGAGAACGCAUAUCGUCCAACGCUCUUUACAAUGCUCCGUCAAUUUGUAAGAGUGGAGCUGCAAAGCCGAAGCGUCACCACGACCCUCUCCACUUACGCUAGAAGGGCAAUCUACCGAGGUCAUGUUGAUGAGGCUCAACCAACCAGUUCCCUCUUUUUCUGGCGAGUCUCCGUUGCGAUUGGCCUUGGAUUACAAAUGCAGCAAUAUCUCCCAAUCAGAGAGAUGGAUAGCCCUUGGAACCUAUACACAGUACAACGUGGGAGUUUUGCGACAUCCUUAGCGCAGAUGUCCCUCCAAAACUACCUAGGUUACGGCACGAGAUUUAGGGCCGGCAAGAUCGGCAGAAUGGCUACACACCGAUAUGAAUGCGGAACAGCGCCGUCCUCAGAGAUGUGUGGAAGGAAGGCUGUUCCUCUUUUUCCGUUCUCUUUCUGCUCUGCUGCCUUCUCUUUUUUCCUCUCUACUCCUUUUCCCAUCUCGCCUCGCCGCGCUAAAUAAGCGCAUAGCCAAGAACCCGAGGAUACUCGCGCGUUAGCAUCUAUGCGCGAACAAGAAGAGAAGGAUGUGGGUGUGGCGCCAUCAUCCACAGGGAAAUCCGCGCUGGAGAGCGAGGACAUCGAGCGCCAAUCCCUCUGCUCAGUGUCAACCGCCUCGCCCUCGUCGUUGGACGACGCAGUAGAGUCCAUCAACCAAACACUCAGUCGCAAUGCUGGCCUCGUCGAAGAAGAGGCGGAUAAAGCGCUGUCCCACACCGCUACUAAUAUGACUUCCGACCCGCGAUUCGAGGUUGACUUUGAUGAAGGAGGGGAGAAUCCCA
Messenger RNA from Westerdykella ornata, 948 nucleotides. RefSeq lists its product as uncharacterized. The coding region runs from base 90 to 629 and encodes 179 amino acids. The transcript has a single exon. The record is from RefSeq and is a predicted model, not a curated record. NCBI's taxonomy places the organism in Eukaryota, Fungi, Ascomycota, Dothideomycetes, Pleosporales, Sporormiaceae.